Messenger RNA from Styela clava, 444 nucleotides. The record is from RefSeq and is a predicted model, not a curated record. NCBI's taxonomy places the organism in Eukaryota, Metazoa, Chordata, Ascidiacea, Stolidobranchia, Styelidae.
AUGGCCACUGCAUUAAGAAUUAUUCCAAAGUUGCGAAACUUCCAAAGUCUGGCAACAAGAUGUUCUUCGAUUGCCGUCAGAAAUCUAAGUCAUAAUAUCACAAAAAAUGCAUUAGAGCCUGCACAACACAAGUUUUUGUCGCCCAAUGUGGGAAUUCUUCAUAUUCAACAUCGUACAAUGAGUCAAAAUCCUACUAGUCAAGAGGAAGUCGAAGAUAGAGUUUUAACGGUUCUCAAAUGUUAUGACAAAAUUGACCAUGGAAAGUUAUCUCUUGGUAGUAACUUUAUGAAGGAUCUUGGUCUGGACAGCUUGGAUCAUGUUGAAAUUAUUGUUGCGAUGGAAAAUGAGUUUAUUCAACUCAUUCCUGAUAAUGUAGCUGAGGUUUUGCUUACUCCACAAGAAAUAGUCGAGUAUAUUUGCGAUUGUUAUGAUAUUUGCGAAUAA